Cydia splendana is the source of this 924-nucleotide messenger RNA. RefSeq names its product transcription factor ATOH1-like. Lineage: Eukaryota; Metazoa; Arthropoda; Insecta; Lepidoptera; Tortricidae. The transcript has a single exon. Gene Ontology annotation, molecular function: DNA-binding transcription factor activity, RNA polymerase II-specific; protein dimerization activity; E-box binding. Gene Ontology annotation, cellular component: nucleus. The record is from RefSeq and is a predicted model, not a curated record. Gene Ontology annotation, biological process: positive regulation of transcription by RNA polymerase II; axon development; sensory organ development. Bases 318 to 791 code for a protein of 157 amino acids.
AAACUUAUUCCUCGCAAAAUAUUAAUGUCCCGUACACACACGGAAGACUCCCCAAGGUCAACAACAAAGCGAACAGAAUAGUCCCCGCAAAACUAGAUCGAGAACUCUCUAACAAUGCGGGGAGGAAAUAUUUAAUGAUGAUUGGCCUUAAAUUACCCUCUCAAAAGCGCCGACGUCCCGCUCGCGCACCCCUGAUCCACCGCCUCUCGUCCCUCUCACGCGAACAGGGAAUCUAUAUAAAGAACAACAGGUAAGCGCCCCGAGACAUUCCCCCGUGGGACACCCGACUGUACGCACCUGUUCGAAUUUACGUCACUAUGGCCGCCGAAACUUACGGACAUCGCUUAAUCUACUCCGAGAAAGACAUGUUCCCAUCUGAAAUGUUGGAAUACUCAACUGAAGACUGUUAUCUGUCCUGGCCGAGAUCUCCUGACUCCGGAAGGUCGAGUUUGGAGCCGACACCUUCCAUGGACGGCAGCAUCAACGAUUCUCCGAACCAUAUUGCAUAUCGAGGACUUUCGCGAGAAGUUUUCGAAGACAGUGCUGAAGACUCAGAGCUGCUUGAAGGUUCUGGAAAAAGGAGAGGACGAGCGACCAGCACUGCUGUGCUGAAGAGGAGACGUCUAGCUGCUAAUGCGAGGGAAAGGCGGCGAAUGCAGAACCUCAACAAGGCAUUUGACAGACUUCGGGGCCAUCUUCCAUCGCUUGGUGCCGAUCGUCAGUUGUCCAAGUACGAAACUCUUCAGAUGGCACAAACGUACAUCGCCGCUCUCUACGAACUACUGCAAUAGGUAAUAGUGUCCAGUGUAGUGACUUGCCAAAAUCGUCUAGAAAUGAUUAAUACAGGGAUUUUAUUUAUUGUAAAAAUUAAGUACCAGAAUACUCAGUGUUACCAAUUUAAGCACUUAAUUAACUUUUGCGGUU